AUGGGUCCAAAGCUGAGAGCCUUGAGACCACCGGCCAAAACCAAGGAGGCAGGAAAGAGGAAGUCCUCCUCUCAGCUCACGGCCAGCAGCCCGAGGAAGACUCCCAAGUUGGCGAAGAAAGGAAAAGCAGCUCGUGGAGGGAGAGGCAGGAAGAAAAGUGCCGCUAAAAAGGUGGCGGCUGUGGGAGCCACUGAGGCAGGCAGCGGGCCAGCACCACCUCCCCGCCUCCACCGUGAGCCUCCGAGCCAGGAGCUUCCCCAGUGCAAGCUGCAGCCGAAGGAGAAGCCAGUGAGUGAGGCGACCCAGUCCGACCCACUGAGUCAGGAGACCCAGCUGGAGGAACCACUGAGUCGGGGGUGA
Saimiri boliviensis boliviensis (Bolivian squirrel monkey) is the source of this 360-nucleotide messenger RNA. RefSeq names its product testis-specific basic protein Y 1-like. The record is from RefSeq and is a predicted model, not a curated record. NCBI's taxonomy places the organism in Eukaryota, Metazoa, Chordata, Mammalia, Primates, Cebidae.